Messenger RNA from Elaeis guineensis (African oil palm), 1306 nucleotides. RefSeq lists its product as uncharacterized. The record is from RefSeq and is a predicted model, not a curated record. Lineage: Eukaryota; Viridiplantae; Streptophyta; Magnoliopsida; Arecales; Arecaceae.
UGCCCAGACGACGAAACCAACAGUGGAUCCUUCCUAUCCUUGUACGAAAUAUAAGCGGAAACCUUCAUACCAAGAUUUAAUAAAUCUGUCCUCUUCUCCUCCCCUGUUCCUAUCGGAAAACGAGAGGCUUGAUCCCCUUUUUCUCCGCGCUGGAUUCUCUGCAAACCGCUCCAAAACCCACCCCUAUUUCUCCUCGCCCUACAUCAAGAUUGAGAGGAUAUAGAGAGAAUGACGGAUUGUCGCCGGCGAUGACGCCCCGGGCGGUGAAUUCCCGGCACGCCGUGGAGGCGUGCACCCUGCAGCUCCACGCCUGGAAGCCCUUCCAGCUCCAGACCCUCGGCGUCGAUCCCUCCUCCUCCAAGCCCUACCCCUUCCACGCCAAGAAGCCCUGCCGCCCCGAUCGCUCUACCGCUCCCAUCCCCACUACCGCCGCCGACUCCCUCGAUCUGUCUCGUCUCAGCCUCUUCGACGACCCUCCGCCCCGCCCUCGGGAGGAGAGCUUCCGGUGGCUCGCCCGUAAGCGCCGCCGCAGGGGGUCCCGGUCCGUGUCGGGUCGGAGCAGCGACCGGAGCGGCACCCGCCGGCGGGGCAGCGCGUCGGCGGCAUACGCCACCUGCUCUGAUUUCCCUCUCGCGGCCGGGGGCACGGACUCCAGCGGGGAGCUGUUCUUGAACGGGGAUGGAAGCUGGGGGUCGGACGUCAGCGAGGCGCGGAUCUCGAGGAAGGAGAGCAGGGAGGUCGCGGGGGGAGCCGGGUUGGAGAGGGACAGCUCCGGAUUCGGGUCGUUUCAGGGUGGAGGAGGGUCUGGGGCUCUGGAGUCGCAGGGGAAUGAGUCCGGGUAUGGCAGUGAACCGGGGUACAGAGGCGAUGGAGAGCAUGGAUAUGAUGAUGAGUUUGAUGAGGAGGAUGAGGAUGGGCGGCAGUUAUUCUGGGGCAAAACGUUUGGAGGUGAGAAUAAUUUUGCAGAGCAGAAGACUCACCACAGAGGCAGGCGGAAGAAGCAUGAUUGCAGAACAAUGGUUCCAUUGAGAUAAUAAUGAAGCAUCUUAUUAUAAUUUGCUGCAUGAAAUCAUCAAAUCGUGGUUAAUGUAACAGAAGAUACUUAUAGUUACCCGAUGCCAAACAGUCAUGUUGAUUGUUUGGAUGUAAUUAAUGAACAUUGUGUUUUUUUUUAGUAAUAUUGGAACCCAGAAGUUGCAAUGCAAGUUUUGAUUCAGUCUGAGAUAGUUGUAUAAAUGGAUAUUAUUGCAUCAGUUGGUGGUGUACAUUGAGUAUUUUAAUCAAGCAAAUUCUCUUCUGCGCUUUC